CAACUAAGGAAAAUGGCUUUAGUGUCUGAGUAUCUGUCGAAGCUCACACUGAGUUAUGGAGGGGAGAGAGAACCUAAGUGCCCUACAGUGGUGGCAGCUUAUGAUUUUAACCCAGAGGUGGAUGCAGCCAAAAUAGAGACCGCCAUCAAAACCAAAGGUGUUGACGAGCAGACAAUCAUUGACAUUCUGACAAGACGCAGUUACUUACAAAGAAGCGAUAUUGCAUUUGAGUAUGAAAAGCGAGCAAAGAAGGAUUUAGUGAGCGCCCUGAAGGGGGCGCUCUCGGGAUCACUGGAGCAUCUGAUUCUGGGUUUGAUGAAGAGCACACCACAGUAUGAUGCUUUUGAACUAAAAGCAUCAAUGAAGGGUCUGGGUACUGAUGAAGAGAGUCUGAUUGAGAUGGUGUGUUCCCGCAAUAAAGAGGAGCUGGCGGAAAUCAAGAAGGUUUACAAAGAAAUGUUUAAGAAAGACUUGGAGAAAGAUAUUUCUGGAGACACAUCUGGAGAUUUCGCUAAGCUGCUCCUGGCCCUUGCACAGGGCAAGAGAGAGGAGCAGAGUAGCGUUGUGGACUAUGAGAAGAUUGAUAAUGAUGCAAGAACUCUUUAUGAAACCGGAGUGAGGCGAAAAGGAACAGAUGUGGUCACCUGGAUCUCUAUCUUCUCCGAGAGGAGUGUUUCACACUUGCAGAAAGUGUUUGAAAGGUACAAGAGGUACAGUCCAUACGACAUCAAGGAGAGCAUUCGAAUGGAGGUGAAAGGAGAUCUGGAGAAAUCCUUCCUCACACUAGUUGAAUGCUUGGAAAAUAAACAUCUGUAUUUCGCCAGCAGACUCAAUGAUGCCAUGAAGGGUAAAAGUGUGAAAGACAAGAUAAUAACCCGCAUCAUUGUCUCUCGCUGUGAAGUGGAUCUUAUGAAGGUCCGCAUAGAGUUCAAGAGGAAUUUUGGAAGAUCUCUGCACCAGACAAUUUCAGAGCACACUAAGGGUGACUAUCAGAGAGCUCUGCUGAAUCUCGUGGGAGGAGAUGAUUAAACAUAAUCAAUAAUCAUCUGCUGUAUGUGUCUAGCAGUGAAGACCUUCCCAAACAACUCAAUAAAAAUGCAGUAUUACUAUGUUCAUGCUUUGUUUCAUCUUGUACCAGUAUGAUUUAAAUUCCAAUAAUGGAAUGCAAAAUUAAGAAUUAUAAUUGAUAUUAUAAUAAAAAAAAAUUAUAAUAUGUUUAUAUUAAUAAAAAAACUAUUGUAAGUACA
Messenger RNA from Danio rerio (zebrafish), 1247 nucleotides. It is a transcript of the gene anxa2b, whose product is annotated as annexin A2b. Lineage: Eukaryota; Metazoa; Chordata; Actinopteri; Cypriniformes; Danionidae. Gene Ontology annotation, molecular function: cytoskeletal protein binding; calcium-dependent phospholipid binding; calcium ion binding. Gene Ontology annotation, cellular component: basement membrane. The record is from RefSeq and is marked provisional.